AUGAUCCUGGGCAUGAGUCACAGCAGUGUGUGGAGUCUUGUUACUGGAUAUUGCUCAGCGUCUCUCAUCACAGCCCGGUCAGUGCGCGUGAGCCACGGGAAUAGUGCAUUUCUGAAGGAAAGAAAUCUGAAGUCCAGUGGUAGUGAGAGCCCGUGGUCCAGAGCAGACAUCUCCCGACAGCCUCAUGCAGGAUGCCCGGGAAGCUCCGGGGAGUCCUGGUCCAACUCAACCCGACUUCAUGACGCUCUGGGCACCCUCGUCAUGCGUCUCCUGCCCGAGCCAAGCGCACAGUCCCUGCGGAUCCUCUUUCUCUUUAUCUUUGUGAUGGGGGUGACCCCUUCGCCGGCUCUCACAGCCGGCUGUCCGGACAGAUGUGUGUGUGAUGAUCAGCUGGUAGUGCAGUGCGCAGGCCAGGACCUGACCCUGUUCCCCACCGACCUGCCCCUGGCUACGCGGCAGCUCAUCCUGUCCAAUAAUCGGAUAGGAGAGCUGCCUGCGCUGCAGCUCAACUACCUGUCUGACCUGGUCUACCUGGACUGCAGCAACAACUCCCUCACAGAAAUCUCGGAGUCCACUUUCGGGAACCUGCGUAAACUCGCCUACUUGGACCUGUCGUUCAACGUGCUGCUCCAGAUUGAGGACAGGACGUUCGGGCCGCUCUCGUCUCUGGUGAUGCUGAGACUCACGGACAACCCCGGGCUUACUGACAUCCACCCGGACGCCUUCUCGGAAAACAUGGCGCUGCAAGUGCUGGACGUGAGCAGGAACAACUUGACGGUGCUGAACAUCAGCAGUCUGAUCGCACUGCCCGCUCUGCGCUCUCUGGGGCUGAGCGGGAACCCGUGGAGGUGCGACUGUGACACGGAGGACCUGUGCCUCUGGGUGCAGAUCGAGGGCUUCAAGUUCCAAGACGAGGGUCAGACGAUGUGCCACAACCCCCCGGAGGUGGCAGGACAGCGUUUGGCAGAGGUGGGCAUGCAGCUGCGGGCAGACUGCCACCAGGGCCUGGGAUACUGGGACUACCUGUUUUUCAUCGCCAUCGGCUUCGUCAUAUUCUCCGCCGGGACGGUGUCGGCAUGGGUCAUGGGCGUGCUCAUGGUGCUGUAUGAACGUUACACCAAGAGGAAGGGCGAGACGCUGGAUAGUGACGAUGAGGGGGAGGACCGAGGGGGCGGGGGAGGCGGAGCUAACACAGGGAAUGGAGAUCUGAACAAGCCCAGUAUGGAGGUGUGA
This is a messenger RNA of Knipowitschia caucasica, 1233 nucleotides long. Lineage: Eukaryota; Metazoa; Chordata; Actinopteri; Gobiiformes; Gobiidae. The record is from the annotation of a GenBank genome assembly.